Messenger RNA from Lytechinus variegatus (green sea urchin), 1751 nucleotides. RefSeq names its product clarin-1-like. The record is from RefSeq and is a predicted model, not a curated record. The transcript is spliced from 3 exons. The coding region runs from base 613 to 1383 and encodes 256 amino acids. NCBI's taxonomy places the organism in Eukaryota, Metazoa, Echinodermata, Echinoidea, Temnopleuroida, Toxopneustidae.
ACUCCCUUUAUUCGUUUACCUGCCCGUAGGCACAGUAUGCGUUAUGGAUCUAUCUUUGAUAUUAAUUUUGUCAAGUUCUUCAUCGAGAGUUGUGAUCAGAUUGUUAGAUGAAGUAUUUUAUAUGCCUCCAUCAUUAUUCAGCAUUUGAGUGUGAUUAUCUUGGACGAGGAAGGUGCAGUCUGAAAGGAUUGAUAUAAAAAAAAAUCCUAAAAGAGUGCAACGUCGACCCCGAUACGCGCAAAAUACCCAACUCUAAAACUGGACACACUUCAAUCCAUUUUACGAAUAUGAAAUUAUGUUUAUGUCGACAUUUCCAGUGCUUUAAUUUGAACAUGAGACAACCGGAUCUCUAAUAAGGACUGAGUAUAUACAUUAUUAAUCUGAAAAUCUACUACCAGAUAGAAUUAAUAUUCUUCAAUAAAGAGUUGAAACCUAUGCAGCCUGAAGUUGGACAGAUCUCGAACUUGUGGUGUCAAAUUUGCAAACAUUUCGCGCCGGAUAGCAGGUGAACUACACUUAUGCGGAAGUAAUAACGCAGUAUACUUUUAGUGGGUCAGUUUCAUUAUAUACUGAAGUGGAUUUUUAUGUUCUGUAGUAAAAAUUUUCAUCAAAAUGUGUCAAUCGAUAUUAAAGCGAAGAGCUACCCUAUUCUUCUUGGUGACUUGUGGAAGUAUUGCCUGCAUGAUCUUAUUGGGGAUUGCUCUCGGUACAACCAGCUGGGUUAGGGCUUAUCUUACUCGUGAUAUCACUAUCUUCAAUACCUCACAACCUCUAAGGGGGUUUCUGGGUUCGAAUCCCAUCGAAGACGAUGAUCCUGGGGCGUUCAAUGGCGUAUCCUUCUUUGGACUCUUCUAUGGAUGCAAGAAAUUCAAUUAUGGACUGGGAGGACGAAAAUACGAAUGCUUUUCAAUUUUCAGCGAACACGCUACAGUCUACAACACGAGUAUGGUGAUCGUUGUCAUCAUCUUCCUCAUCCCUGCUGCCAUCUUCGCUCUCAUCUCAACCAUCUUCGGACUCGUCAACAUCUUGACCGUUCCCAUAGAUACCUUACACGGACCAAUCGGCCUCUACAUCUGGAAUCUGAUAGGAGUUCUGUGCAGUGCGAUAUCCAUCAUCGUCUAUCUAGUCAUCUACAUCACUCAAAUCCGCUUUCAAGUGCUCAACCGUACCGAUCGACAACCUCCUCAUAACUUUAACACCAGUCGGGUCGACUUCGGAUUCUCCUUCUGGCUCGUUGUCGCAACCUUCAUCAUCUUCUGUGUCAACAUCCUUCUCGUCUUCCUCGCCCAGCUGGUGGAGAACCCGCACCUCCUCAGCAGCAAGAAGAAGAAAAUGAAUGUGAGCGGGAAGGGAGGCGACAUCGGACUGGGCAUCAUGUACUGAUAACAAAAAGUGACUGAAUUCUUCGUUGAUGCAAGUCGAAUAUGCUUGCAAAGCGCAUGACGGAUUCAAGAACACAGUAAAUCUAUUGAAAAUACCCGCCUGCCAAAUGACAAUGAACAUCUCGGAGGUCUUUGUCGAAAUUGAACAGCACUUUGGUCGUAUGUUCCGGAGGUGACGAAAAAUGGCAAACGCGUCGCUUUAUCAAGAGUGCGGGAUGAAAAUGCUGUUUUGAUUCACUAGUUUUCGACAAAGACUUAUUGGUUGUUCAUUGUCAUGAAGGGAAAUUUGACAAUAUGUUCUUGAGUCCUUCGUGCGUUGUAGAAGUGAAAUGUCCCUGAUAUCAUCGAGAGCGAUGUUGUGUGCCCCGA